ACUUGGUGGCUUCUGCAGUAAUGAUUACGCUUUGAUUUUAAACAAAAUCUUGCUGAUAGUUGUUUUACAGACAGGUGAGAGUGCCAGUGAGUGCUUUUGCCUCCGAUGUCCGCCAGUUACUAGUGCUAGUGGAGUGGCAACUGGAUGUUAUAUCAUUUCCUGGAAGAGAAGUUCACCUGUUGAAAGUGUACCUGUUGUUAAUACAGUCGUCACUCUACCGCAUGUGAUUGUAGAGAGCAUUCCCCUCCAUGUUAAUGCAGAUCUGCCAUCAUUUGGUCGAGUCCGAGAAUCCCUACCUGUCAGGUAUCACCUGCAAAAUAAGACCAACUUAGUCCAGGAUGUGGAGGUGUCAGUGGAACCCAGUGAUGCCUUCAUGUUCUCUGGCCUUAAACAGAUCCGAUUAAGAAUCCUUCCUGGCACACAGCAGGAAAUGUUAUAUAACUUCUAUCCUCUGAUGGCUGGAUAUCAGCAGUUACCAUGUCUUCAUGUUAACUUGCUGCGAUUCCCAAACUUCACUAAUCAGUUACUCAGACGAUUCAUACCAACGCACAUUUUUGUAAAGCCUCAGGGUCGACAAGCAGAUGAUAACUCGAUUGCAGCUGUAUAACUGCGAGACCUGUACCUCUGCCCUCAAAGAAAAUGGGAUGUUGCACACAAUAUAUAAAUCUCACUUUGGAAACAUGGCUUUGAUCAAACCAGAAGAAUUAAAUUUUAUUUUUAAAUUACAACGCUUAGCAGAACUAAUGUUUUAAAAAAACCUAGUCUUUCGUAGACUUUCUUUAAGGAAUAAACAUGUGGGGGAAACCUGGUGCUUUAUUUAACAGGAACAUUCUUUUGAAGUUAACUUUGAAUGUAAAACUCUUAAAAAGUAUUAUUAAGGCAUAUUAAAUGUCUCAAGUAUUUAAGUGAAGAAAUGCUAAUUCAUUUGACCAAAACUGAAAGGCAUUUGCAUAAUUAACAGUAAGUUGAAGUGCAAAGUUUGUACUUA
Molecule: messenger RNA, 988 nt
Organism: Fulmarus glacialis (Northern fulmar)
Lineage: Eukaryota; Metazoa; Chordata; Aves; Procellariiformes; Procellariidae
Product: trafficking protein particle complex subunit 11-like
Exons: 5
Source: RefSeq, a predicted model, not a curated record